Messenger RNA from Fusarium coffeatum, 2073 nucleotides. RefSeq lists its product as uncharacterized. The record is from RefSeq and is a predicted model, not a curated record. Gene Ontology annotation, molecular function: aspartate-tRNA ligase activity; ATP binding. NCBI's taxonomy places the organism in Eukaryota, Fungi, Ascomycota, Sordariomycetes, Hypocreales, Nectriaceae. Gene Ontology annotation, cellular component: mitochondrion; cytoplasm. Gene Ontology annotation, biological process: aspartyl-tRNA aminoacylation. Bases 1 to 2073 code for a protein of 690 amino acids. The transcript has 3 exons.
AUGGUGCUCCCCCUUGCUCGUUGCCGCGCUUCCCUGCGCUCAGGAGCAUGCGCAAGACCAUUGGCACUCCUUCGCACACAGCAAUGCCUUCCUCGAACCCGAAGCUUCACCCAGAGCUCAAUUGUCGCAUCCCAAGCGGCACGCAACGACAUCCUCAGUGCAUGGGAUAAAUAUAGCAAUUCCGAUAUCCCCCUCGAUCUCGAAAAUAGUGAUAAAUGCGUUGGCUUCUUGAGUAAACGACGAGUAAUCCACAAGCAACUCUCCUUCGCAGACCUUACUACACCAUCCGGCGAAACGGUCCAGAUCUGCUCCGACGCAAAGAAAGACCCCGAUGCGCACGCCCUCUUCACCCAAAUCUCUCCAUACAGCCCUGUCGUCAUCAGCACCAGCGGCAAAGCCGAUGAUCCAUCCUCCGACAAGUCCUCCAAACCCACCGUCUACCUAAAAGACAUCCGAGCUCUAAACACAGUUCCUCAGAACCUCAUCGUCACACCCGAAGUCCAAUUCCCUCCCAAGAAGCGCCACUAUCAAAUCCGAUUCCACCAAGAGUUACAAGAGAGACUCAAGUUCCGAUCAUGGCUGAAGGGGCAAUUGACAAAGGGCUUGCAAGAGAAGGGAUUCACGGAUAUUGAGACACCGACGCUGUUCAAGUCAACGCCCGAAGGUGCGAGGGAAUUCUUGGUUCCUACUCGUCAGCGCGGAAAGGCAUAUGCGCUCAAUCAGAGUCCCCAGCAGUAUAAGCAGACGCUUAUGGCUGGUGGUGUCUCGCGAUAUAUGCAGUGGGCACGAUGCUUCCGUGAUGAGGAUAGUCGUGCUGAUCGGCAACCUGAGUUUACACAACUGGAUAUGGAGUGGUCUUUCGCAGGUGCACCAAAGGUCCGACAAGAUGUGAACGACAUAAUACUGGCUGCUCUCGAGUCGCUACGACCGGCGCAUAGCUACCAAGAGAUCCGCGGAGAGCGCAUACCUGUGCUAUCUGAGAUUCCUGAAGGAACCCGUCCAGCGGAUGAACCUGUCGCACACACAUUUACAACACUCAAGUUCCAAGAUUGCAUAUCGUCAUACGGAAGCGACAAGCCAGACUUGCGCAUCCCCAAUAAGAUCCACGCGCUACCAGAUCUCGAACCAUACAGACAAUUCGUUAGCAUGAUCACACAUCUCGAAGAUCCCUUAAUAGAGGCCUUCACUUUCCCCAUCUCCACAGAAGACCCAAAUGAAGCGCGCAAGCUGGUCACAAAGUUUAUGGACAGCUUACCAAGCGCCCUGGCCGACAACCCAGAUGGAAAGCCUCAAAUUCUCGUAUGCGAUAGAAAAGCACCCCUGCAGGGCUUUUCCUCGCUGGGAUUCGAGGGUCAGGACGUUCUCGAUCUUGUAUCAGAGGGCGAAGACAUAGAGCAAGGUGACCUUGUCGUCUUCCAGGCACGAGAGAAGCCCCAAGGCCAAUACUGCUCUGGUUCCACAAAGAUAGGCGACCUGCGCAUCGCACUAUGGAAGUUCCUCGUCGAAGAAGGUUACAUGGAGAAGCCCCGUCUAGGUGAUCCAGGCUCACUGCAAUUCGUCUGGGUAACAGACUUCCCCAUGUUCAAGCCCACAGAAAAGGGCGAACCAGGUCAAGAAGGCGCCGCAGGCAUUGCAGCGUCGCACCACCCUUUCACCGCUCCUCUCUCCAAAUCCGACCUCGAACUCCUCUUCACCGACCCUCUCCAAGCCAAGAGCGCAGCCUACGAUCUCGUCCUCAACGGCGUAGAAGUCGGUGGCGGCAGCGAACGUAUCCACAUUGCAUCGGUGCAGAAGUUUAUCAUGAGCGACGUUCUCCAGAUGACGGAUAAGAGAAUUGGGGACUUUGCGCACUUGUUUGAGGCGCUGGAAUCUGGAUGUCCGCCGCAUGCUGGGUUUGCGCUGGGCUUUGAUCGGCUUGUGGCGCUGUUGACGGAUACGGCGACUGUAAGGGAUGUUAUGGCGUUCCCCAAGACGAUGAAGGGCGAGGAUCCGUUCGUUAAGUCGCCGAGUCGAUUGACGGAUGAGCAGCUUGAGCCUUACGGAUUGCAGUUGCGUAAGAAGGCGAGUGAAUGA